UGGGAUAUUCGUUACUCUCCAGUCGCCUCAAAACGGCUGAUUACCCCGAUCAAGAUAAUUUCCAGCGAACUUAAAUUCAAUACUCAUUUGUGUGGACCAGUCAGAUGAUAGCUAGAAGUCAAUAUAGCAUCGAAGUAACCUGCCAAAUACGAUAAAAAUUCUCGACUUUGUGUCGAAUCGUCACGUCGGUAAAUACAGGAUUGCAAAGAGAACGGUUCAAUAAUGUUUCGUCCCCUAAACUAAAAUUUAGCCUUUUAAUCAAAUCAUACAAAUUAUAGAUAUUACAUAAAUGUGAGUUGCGUUGCGACGUUGUGCCACGUUACUAUCUAACAAUUAAAACGCAACUGUACUAUAAUUAAUAAAUUGAAAGCAAAGAUAAUAAAAUACAAGGGAAAAGUCAUUAAGAAGAAGUAAUAUGCCAGUGAUGGAGUCUUCUAAAUCAUUAUUAGAUGCAAUUUAUACUUCUCAAAAGUAUGGGAACGAUGAGACUGGCAAUGGUACUGACACUAAUCCUUUUAAAACGAUUUUAAGAGCAAUGCGUUAUGUAGGAAAAGAGCCAUUUCCACCAUUUUAUCAAGAUUCUAACGAGGAUGGAAAAAAAUAUGUGAUAGUAUCGAAAUCACAAUUUAAAAAAGCACAAAAAAUUUGGGCAAGGAAUGAAUAUAAGAAUGAAGACAAACAAAAGAAGUUAUUAGAAGAUGAAGAGAAAAGAUUGAAGAACUUGGAAGAAGCUAAAACAAUUAUAAUUCAAGAAGAUACCACUUUGCCACCUGCAAUUUGUAUAAAAAUUCGAGAUAGUAUCUAUCAUCGAGAUCAACGAGUAAAACUUUUUGGAUGGGUGCAUAGGCUUAGACGUCAGGGGAGAGCACUUAUGUUUAUUACAUUGAGAGAUGGAACAGGCUUUCUACAAUGUGUACUUAGCAAUAUUUUAUGCCAAACGUACAAUGCAUUGACCUUAUCCACAGAAGCUUCCAUUGAAAUAUUUGGAACUCUCAAGAUCGUACCAGAGGGAAAAAAUGCUCCGAAUGGACAUGAAUUACAUGUUGAUUAUUGGAGAUUAAUAGGAACAUCUCCUCCUGGUGGUGCAGAUUCCAUUUUAAACGAAGAAGCUCUUCCUGAUGUGCAAUUAGAUAAUAGACAUAUUAUGAUUCGUGGUGAAAACACAUCUCGUGUAUUACUUGUGAGAUCUGUGUUGAUGCAGGCAUUUAGGGAUCACUUUAAUGAAAAGGGUUACAGUGAAGUAACACCACCAACACUAGUGCAAACGCAGGUAGAAGGUGGAUCAACAUUAUUCAAGCUAGAUUACUUUGGAGAAGAAGCAUUUUUGACUCAAAGUUCACAGCUUUAUUUAGAAACUUGCCUUCCAGCAAUGGGUGAUGUAUAUUGUAUUGCGCAGUCUUAUAGAGCAGAACAAUCUCGGACUCGGAGACAUCUUGCAGAAUAUACACAUGUGGAGGCGGAAUAUGCAUUUAUUACAUUCGAAGAAUUAUUGGAUCGAUUAGAAGAUAUGAUAUGUGAUGUCGUUGAUCGUGUCCUUAAAUCAAAGUUUGGUUAUUUAGUCAAAGAAUUAAAUCCUGAUUUUAAAAUACCACGAAAGCCAUUCAAAAGAAUGGAUUACAAAGAUGCAAUCGAAUAUCUUCAAAUUAACAAUAUAACCAAAGAUGAUGGAACAUUUUAUGAAUUUGGCGAAGACAUUCCAGAAAUGCCAGAGAGAAAAAUGACCGAUAUAAUAAAUGAACCGAUAAUGUUGUGUAGAUUUCCUGCAGAAAUCAAAUCGUUUUAUAUGCAACGUUGCGCUGAUGACAAACGUCUUACAGAAUCGGUGGAUGUGCUUUUACCGAAUGUUGGUGAAAUAGUUGGAGGUUCGAUGCGUAUUUGGGACUAUGAUGAAUUGUUGGAAGGCUAUUCUAGUGCAAACAUAGACCCAAAACCAUACUAUUGGUAUACCGAUCAGCGAAAAUAUGGAACUUGUCCUCAUGGUGGAUUUGGAUUAGGUCUUGAAAGAUUUUUAUGCUGGCUUUUGAAUAGAUAUCAUAUACGCGAAGCAUGUCUUUAUCCACGUUUCUUGGAACGUUGUCGACCUUAGAAUAUAAGAUAUGAACAUUAUUAUUUAUAUCUGAUGAAUGAAUUUGCGUUAUUAAUUGAUAAAUUAUUGCAAGCUUUCAAAAAUUUAAUUCCGACAGAAUUAUUGAAAAAUGAGAAAUCUCUGUAUUCAAAAAUAAAUCAAGAUUAAAGCAAUUAUCAA
Bombus terrestris (buff-tailed bumblebee) is the source of this 2245-nucleotide messenger RNA. RefSeq names its product asparagine--tRNA ligase, cytoplasmic (gene AsnRS). NCBI's taxonomy places the organism in Eukaryota, Metazoa, Arthropoda, Insecta, Hymenoptera, Apidae. Bases 416 to 2086 code for a protein of 556 amino acids. Gene Ontology annotation, cellular component: cytoplasm. Gene Ontology annotation, molecular function: asparagine-tRNA ligase activity; ATP binding; nucleic acid binding. The record is from RefSeq and is a predicted model, not a curated record. Gene Ontology annotation, biological process: asparaginyl-tRNA aminoacylation. The transcript has 11 exons.